AUGGGCGAAUCUAAACAAUUAUGCACAGUUCGUAGUCGGGACAAAUUUAGAAAAAUAUCCAAAUUUGAGAUGUAUACUACUUGGUACGAGCAUUACCAAGCUGUGGGUUGUAUCAAUGGGAUGCUGUGCAUGAAAAGAUACAUAUCAGAAACUCAAGUUAUACAGAUUUUUCUAUGGAACCCUUCAAUUAGGAAAGCUUUAGAGCUUCCUUCUCCUGAAAUGUUAACUGCAGAAGUAAGAUUUGAUAUUGAUUGUGCUUUUGGUUUUGACCAUGUUAGAAAUGACUACAAGGUGGUAGCAAGUGUUUACAUAGGAGGUGGCCUUCACAUUCCUAGAUUUGUUGAGAUCUUUACUCUUAGUACUUGCUCUUGGAAGACCGUGAAUAUCGAUAGAGGCCCGUGUUUAUGGAUCCAUGGAAGUCCGAAGGUUUUUCUUAAUGGGAUCAUAUAUUGGUCUGGAAUUGACAUUCUAAAAUCUACUGUAAAAGGAAGGUUUUCUCAUUUUGUGUCAUUUGAUGUGGUUAGUGAAGUGUUUAAGUACAUUGAUUUGCCUGAUUUAGAGCAUCCUAAUGUAUGGGAGCAUGAAAGGUUUCCCAUCAAUUUCGAACAAUCGAUUGGUCUUAUGGAAAUCUUUGAAACUUAUACACAAAUAUGGGUCUUGGAAGAUGUUGAAGGAGAAAAAGGAGGGGUGAGUUCUUAUAAUAUAAAGAACCAAGAGAUGAAAGUUCUUGCAAAGAGUUACAAACAUUCUCCAGUUUUUACUACUAAUUACAUGGAGAGUUUGGCCUUAUUGAAAGGAGUACCCGACAGAAACUCAUACAUAUUCCCUCCAUUUGAGGUGAUUUUAUUUGAGGAUGUUGAUGAUGUUUAG
Messenger RNA from Beta vulgaris subsp. vulgaris (sugar beet), 870 nucleotides. RefSeq names its product F-box protein At1g52495-like. The record is from RefSeq and is a predicted model, not a curated record. The transcript is spliced from 2 exons. The coding region runs from base 1 to 870 and encodes 289 amino acids. Lineage: Eukaryota; Viridiplantae; Streptophyta; Magnoliopsida; Caryophyllales; Amaranthaceae.